Cicer arietinum (chickpea) is the source of this 636-nucleotide messenger RNA. RefSeq lists its product as uncharacterized. NCBI's taxonomy places the organism in Eukaryota, Viridiplantae, Streptophyta, Magnoliopsida, Fabales, Fabaceae. The record is from RefSeq and is a predicted model, not a curated record. Gene Ontology annotation, molecular function: nucleic acid binding; RNA-DNA hybrid ribonuclease activity.
AUGGCAGAAUAUGAAGCUUGCGCCAUGGCAGUUUUGGCGGCUUUGGAAUCGAAAGCAAAAGUUCUAGAAGUAUAUGAAGAUUCAGCCCUAGUCAUUAAUCAGCUUAACCAAGAAUGGGAGAGUCGAGAUAAGAAGUUAAUACCUUAUUUUACCUACAUAAAAGAAUUGUCUUUAGAAUUUGACAAAAUCACGUUUCACCAUGUCCCUCGAGAAGACAAUCAAUUGGCUGAUGCUUUGGCUACUUUAUCAUCUAUGUUCCAAAUAAAUCGAAACGAUGAAAUCCCAUCAAUUAAAAUGGAGAGUCGAGAUUAUCCUGCCUACUGCCAUGUCAUGGAAGAAGAAACUGACGAAAAACUGUGGUAUGAAGACAUCAAACAUUAUCUUAUAAAUAGAGAAUAUCCUCCCGGAAUAUCGGAGAAUGAGAAAAGAACGUUGAGACGGUUAUCCGCGAGCUUUUUUGUGAACGAAAAUAUUUUGUAUAAGAGGAAUCACGAUAUGGUACUCCUCAGAUGUGCAGAUGUUAAUGAGGCGAAGGAAAUUCUACAAGAUAUCCACGAUGGCUCUUAUGGGAUCCAUAUGAAUGGACACGCCAUGUCUAGAAAGAUUCUUCGGGUCGGAUAUUAUUGCUCACCCUAG